CACCUGAGCGCGCACCGCGCCCGCCUCCCCGGCCGGCUCUCGGGGAUCUAAGGCUGCAGGCUCGGGAAGGAGAUGCUCAGGGUCGCCGGGCACCACCCUCUGGCCCCGCUCAGCCGUCCCUAGCUUCCCACGGCGGCGCUCCGAGCGGCCACUCGCACGCAGGCUGCGGGGAAGACACCUUUCCAACCUCGGCCUUUUGGAGACACCCCUGACCCAAGCAGGUCUCUCUCUGGAAGGGGCUGAGGUCCCUGUUGGCGCAUCCCUCAUGGCCAAGCCUCUGCCGCUAGUUCUCUGCUUUGCUCUGGUCGUGGCACGAAUCUGGGGGUCCAGCACGCCCCCCACAGGAUCCAGCGAGCCCCCUGAUGUGCCAACCGUGGCGCCCACCGAGGAGGACGAGACUCUGCAAAACGAGGCGGACAACCAGGAGAACGUUUUAUCUCAGUUGCUGGGAGACUAUGACAAGGUCAAGGCUGUGUCUGAGGGCUCUGACUGUCAAUGCAAGUGUGUGGUGAGACCUCUGGGCAGAGAUGCCUGCCAAAGGAUCAAUGAGGGGGCAUCCAAGAAGGAAGACUUCUACACCGUGGAAACCAUCACCUCAGGCUCAUCCUGCAAGUGUGCCUGUGUCGCUCCCCCAUCUGCCCUCAAUCCCUGUGAAGGAGACUUCAGGCUCCAGAAGCUGCGGGAGGCGGACAGCCGUGACUUGAAGCUCUCCACGAUUAUAGACAUGCUGGAAGGAGCUUUCUACGGCCUGGAUCUCCUGAAGCUGCACUCAGUCACCACCAAACUGGUGGGGCGAGUGGAUAAGCUGGAGGAGGAAGUGUCUAAAAACCUCACUAAGGAAAAUGAACAAAUCAAAGAAGACAUGGAAGAAAUUCGAACUGAGAUGAAUAAGCGAGGCAAAGCAAACUGCUCCGAGGACAUCCUAGACAGCAUGCCGGACAUCCGUUCAGCCCUACAGAGGGACGCCGCGGCAGCCUAUGCCCCGCCAGAGGAGCAGUAUGAAGAGCGGUUUCUGCAGGAAGAAAGCGUGUCGCAGCAGAUCAACUCCAUCGAGCACCUGCAGACGCGGCCCCUGGCACCCCCUGCAGUGGUGAAGCCACAGCGGCCCCUGCAAAGGCAGGUGCACCCGAGGGCCCGGCCAGCCUCCAAGCCCACCGUCAUCCGGGGCAUCACCUACUAUAAAGCCAAGGUCUCCGAGGAAGAGAACGACAUCGAAGAGCAGCAUGACGAGCUUUUCAGUGGUGACAGUGGAGUAGAUUUGCUGAUUGAAGAUCAGCUCCUGAGACACGAAGACCUACUGACCAGUGUCACCCGGAGGCCAGCAGCCACCAGGCAUGGUACUGCCAUGACAACUGACCCCAGUGUCCAGACCACAGCCCCGUCCUCAGCACCACCCCAGGCCUCCAGCUCAGCGACUCUGCAGACGGCCUCAGCAUCUCCUACAUCUUCUACUCAGGCCCCGGCCACCAUGGUGGCCCAUCCAGCCACCCAGCCACCUCCAACAGUGACUCCUGAAGACCUGUUUCUGGAAGCUCCGCACACUGUCCCCAUGCCCCCUGGCACAGUCUGGACCGACACACUAGGGGAAGAUGCUACUGCUGGGCAGGGAACAAGCCCUGUUGGCCCCACCCUGAGCCCUGAAGAGGAAGACGACAUCCGGAAUGUCAUAGGAAGGUGCAAGGACACCCUCUCCACAAUCACGGGGCCGACCACCCAGAAUACAUAUGGGCGGAACGAAGGAGCCUGGAUGAAGGACCCCCUGGCCAAGGACGAGCGGAUUUACGUAACCAACUAUUACUAUGGCAACACCCUGGUAGAGUUCCGGAACCUGGAGAACUUCAAACAAGGUCGCUGGAGCAAUUCCUACAAGCUUCCAUACAGCUGGAUCGGCACAGGCCACGUAGUGUACAACGGAGCCUUCUACUAUAACCGGGCCUUCACCCGCAACAUCAUCAAGUAUGACCUGAAGCAGCGCUAUGUAGCUGCCUGGGCCAUGCUCCACGACGUGGCCUAUGAGGAGGCCACGCCCUGGCGGUGGCAGGGCCACUCGGACGUGGACUUUGCUGUGGAUGAGAAUGGCCUGUGGCUUAUCUAUCCGGCCCUGGAUGAUGAGGGCUUCAGCCAAGAGGUCAUCAUCCUGAGCAAGCUCAAUGCCGUGGACCUGAGCACUCAGAAGGAGACCACAUGGCGUACUGGGCUCCGGAGGAAUUUCUAUGGCAACUGCUUUGUCAUCUGUGGAGUGCUCUAUGCAGUGGACAGCUAUAACCAGCGGAACGCCAACAUCUCCUACGCCUUUGACACCCACACCAAUACGCAGAUUGUCCCGAGGCUGCUGUUUGAGAAUGAAUACUCCUAUACCACCCAGAUAGACUACAAUCCCAAGGACCGCCUCCUUUAUGCCUGGGACAAUGGCCACCAGGUCACCUACCACGUCAUCUUUGCCUACUGACACCUUCGUCCCUACAGGAAGCACAGAGGGGCCUCUUGCACCUUGUGUAUGUGUGUGCCUGUGUGUUUGUGAGUGUGUCUGAUGGGUCUGUAUUGUUUUUAAAUAUAUAUUAUUUUGUAUAAUAUUACAAAUGUAAAAUGACAGUUUGGGUUUAUUUUUUUUAAUAUGGAUUGUAGAUCAAUCCAUACGUGUAUGUGCUGGUCUCAUCCUCCACAGUUUAUAUUUUUGUGCAAACGAACUUCUCCAUUGACCAGUAACCACCUUCUCUCAUGCCUUCUGUCCCUCUGGCUCCUGGCACUUGUGCCCGCAAGACCCAGAUGAAGAACGCCUUUCUGCGGUUGAGCUCCAGGAGCCGGAGGGAAGGAGGCACGAAAGAAGUGCCAAGUGGUGGGAAAAAGUUUUAUGUAACGGAGAGGUUUUAAAAAUCAAGAAAAAAAUGCUUUUUUUUUUUUU
Molecule: messenger RNA, 2902 nt
Organism: Jaculus jaculus (lesser Egyptian jerboa)
Lineage: Eukaryota; Metazoa; Chordata; Mammalia; Rodentia; Dipodidae
Gene: Olfml2b
Product: olfactomedin like 2B
Exons: 8
Coding region: 266-2449 (727 amino acids)
Biological process (GO): signal transduction
Source: RefSeq, a predicted model, not a curated record